Chrysochloris asiatica (Cape golden mole) is the source of this 1620-nucleotide messenger RNA. It is a transcript of the gene GOPC, whose product is annotated as golgi-associated PDZ and coiled-coil motif containing. Gene Ontology annotation, cellular component: Golgi apparatus; membrane; trans-Golgi network transport vesicle. Lineage: Eukaryota; Metazoa; Chordata; Mammalia; Afrosoricida; Chrysochloridae. Gene Ontology annotation, molecular function: transmembrane transporter binding. The record is from RefSeq and is a predicted model, not a curated record. Gene Ontology annotation, biological process: negative regulation of protein localization to cell surface. The coding region runs from base 223 to 1590 and encodes 455 amino acids. The transcript has 8 exons.
GGAGGUGGGACGGUCUCCGCUCUUCCGUGUGUUACCGCCGCCGCCUCAACCUUGCUGCUCUUGCCACUCUGGUGCUGCAUUGCCGGCGUCAGUCGCGCGAGGGAAGGACGGGGUGCGACGGAACGUGCGUGCACGGGGGGUCCCCACAGUCCCAGCAGUUCCGUUCGCCCAGGGAGGGCAGCGGGGGUCAGCCGCAGGCAGGGGAGGCCCUAAGGCGGCGCCAUGUCGGCUGGCGGCCCGUGCCCGGCGGGGGCCGGUGGGGGCGCAGGGGGCACCUCCUGCACCGUGGGGGUCUCCCCGGGCGGUGUAUCCAUGUUCCGGUGGCUGGAGGUGUUGGAGAAGGAGUUCGAUAAAGCCUUCGUGGAUGUGGAUCUCCUCCUGGGCGAGAUCGAUCCGGACCAGGCGGACAUCACUUAUGAGGGGCGACAGAAGAUGACCAGCCUGAGCUCUUGCUUUGCGCAGCUUUGCCAUAAAGCUCAGACUGUGUCUCAAAUCAACCACAAGCUAGAGGCACAGUUGGUGGAUCUGAAAUCUGAACUGACAGAGACCCAAGCGGAGAAGGCUGCGUUGGAGAAAGAAGUACACGAUCAACUUUUGCAGUUGCACUCUAUUCAGCUUCAGCUUCAUGCGAAGACUGGUCAAAGUGUUGACUCUGGUACCAUUAAGGCAAAACUGGAGAGAGAGCUUGAAGCAAACAAAAAAGAAAAAAUGAAAGAAGCUCAACUGGAAGCUGAAGUGAAAUUGUUGAGAAAAGAGAAUGAAGCCCUCCGCAGACACAUAGCUGUUCUCCAGGCUGAAGUGUAUGGGGCUAGACUAGCCGCCAAGUACCUAGAUAAGGAGCUGGCAGGAAGGGUCCAACAAAUACAGCUCCUAGGACGAGACAUGAAGGGACCUGCUCAUGAUAAACUUUGGAACCAGUUAGAAGCUGAAAUACAUUUGCAUCGUCACAAAACUGUUAUCAGAGCCUGUAGAGGACGGAAUGACCUGAAACGACCAAUGCAAGCACCACCAGGCCACGAUCAAGACUCCUUAAAGAAAAGUCAAGGUGUUGGUCCAAUUAGAAAAGUUCUCCUCCUUAAGGAAGAUCAUGAAGGCCUUGGCAUUUCAAUUACAGGUGGGAAAGAGCAUGGUGUUCCAAUCCUCAUCUCUGAGAUCCACCCCGGGCAACCUGCUGAUAGAUGUGGAGGGCUCCAUGUUGGGGAUGCUAUUCUGGCAGUGAAUGGAGUUAACCUAAGAGAUACGAAGCAUAAAGAAGCUGUAACCAUUCUUUCCCAGCAGAGAGGAGAGAUUGAAUUUGAAGUAGUUUAUGUGGCUCCUGAGGUGGAUUCCGAUGAUGAAAAUGUAGAAUAUGAAGAUGAGAGUGGACAUCGUUACCGCUUGUACCUUGAUGAGCUAGAGGGAAGUGGUAAUCCAGGUGCUAGUUGUAAAGACACAAGUGGGGAACUCAAAGUGUUACAAGGAUUUAGUAAGAAGACAGUAACUGAUACACAUGAGAAUGGAGACCUGGGAACUUCGAGUGAAACUCCCAUAGAUGCUAGUGAUUCUAAAUUCGAUGGCUUGCACAGUCUGUGUCAUACAAGUUCUUAUUAAACUGACAGUAUCUCCAGACAAGAUUGUUAA